Messenger RNA from Amyelois transitella, 1033 nucleotides. RefSeq lists its product as uncharacterized. Lineage: Eukaryota; Metazoa; Arthropoda; Insecta; Lepidoptera; Pyralidae. The transcript has 3 exons. The record is from RefSeq and is a predicted model, not a curated record. The coding region runs from base 607 to 933 and encodes 108 amino acids.
UCAAAUCAAAAUGAUGUCAUCUGUCAUUUGGUCACCAUUGCCAUUGACAACCAUUUUUUUUUACUGUUAUUUGGUCGAAGAGUUCUAACUAAUACAGCUUUUUAAAAAAAAUAUGAGUUCUUGUAUAAAUUCUUGGAAGGUUCGAGGUUUUCACUUGUUCUUUUUGUCUUAAAUAUCAAUCUUAUCAAUCUUCUUAUUCUUUCUUUGUUCAUGGAAAAGGGUACCUCCCAUAUAACUACAAGGUCAAACGUUACAUUUUACACUGUCACAAUACAUUGUAGGUACUAUUGCACCGCUUGGAGGCUGCGUCGAGGAUUAUUGAAGGUUUUAGUUCCGUGAUUUCUGGAUAUAAUUGAUCCAUAGAAAUAACUAACAACUAAUAAAGAACAACAACAUGUUGAACACAUGAAAAAGUAUAAGGCCAUGUUUUCGAUUGAUAAUCAAAGAGCCAUGUUGAAAAGUUUGGUCGUAGGAUAUCAUAAAAAAAAAAUUAAGCUGUCGCUGUGUUUGAAAAAAGUCAAACAGUUUAUUAUGGUUGUUUUGAGAUUGAGUAUUGAUUUGAUUUUUUAAUGAAUUUGCCAAUAUCACGGCAUACAACGAAUUAUUAUGGUUAAAAAUAUUAUAUUUGUUGAUAUUUUGCGUCAAAAAGAUAUAGAAACAUUUUAUGAGGCUUGUCAACGACAUAGAGAUUACUAUAGAGGCUAUCCUAAAGCCCAUCAUCCUUUGGUGUAUUUCAAAGAACCGCAGUACAGCUUCCAGUGUCCGGAAGAAAUGACUGUGACCUACUUGUCGUUCCCUAUGUACCAUGUGAAGUACAAGCAGCCCCUAGUGCUGCCGAGCGAGACCGGCCGCACUAGCAACCUGCCCGCGCUUCCAGACCGCACGCUCGCCGGGCGAUUCAAUAAGGCCGCUUGCAAGGCAUACAUUCGAUAAUCAAGAUUUUUAUAACUUCUAUGAAUAUUAUAAUAAUAGCAUUAUAUACAUAAAAUUACAUUAACAUGUUUAUAAGAAGUAUUAAAUUUCUGUGAUUAUU